AUGAUCAAUGCACAGCAAAUGGAAGAGAUGCGGCGAGCAUUCUAUAUGAUGGAUACAAAUGGCGAUGGUGUUGUAUGUCAGGAGGAUCUUGAGACCAUAUUUGAGAAUCUAGGCCAAACGGUGCCACCAGAACAAAUUGAAAAGAUGCUUAGCGAAGGACCUGGAUCUACGAUCAAUCUAAUGGUGUUUUUGACAUUGAUGGCCGAGAAAUUGACGGGAACAGACCCAGAGCAAGUGAUAUUGGACGCUUUUUCAACCUUUGAUGAUGAUGGUAAAGGCACCAUCAAUGCUGAUUACCUACGAGAAUGCAUGACCACCAUGGGCGACCGAUUCACACAUGAAGAGGUUGACAUUAUGUUUCAAGGCGCUACCAUUGACGAUAAAGGAAACUUUAAUUACAAGGAUUUUGCUCAAGUGCUUAAACAUGGAGAAUAA
Molecule: messenger RNA, 435 nt
Organism: Lichtheimia ornata
Lineage: Eukaryota; Fungi; Mucoromycota; Mucoromycetes; Mucorales; Lichtheimiaceae
Exons: 3
Coding region: 1-435 (144 amino acids)
Cellular component (GO): cytoplasm; myosin II complex
Molecular function (GO): myosin heavy chain binding; calcium ion binding
Source: RefSeq, a predicted model, not a curated record